Molecule: messenger RNA, 2033 nt
Organism: Sinocyclocheilus grahami
Lineage: Eukaryota; Metazoa; Chordata; Actinopteri; Cypriniformes; Cyprinidae
Product: fibrinogen alpha chain-like
Exons: 4
Coding region: 1-1893 (630 amino acids)
Biological process (GO): protein polymerization; blood coagulation, common pathway; fibrinolysis
Cellular component (GO): fibrinogen complex
Molecular function (GO): extracellular matrix structural constituent; protein-macromolecule adaptor activity; signaling receptor binding
Source: RefSeq, a predicted model, not a curated record
AUGAUAUAUUCACAGCCCUAUAUAAACCACGAUAUCCUCAAGAAGAUUGAGAAGAUACGUCGUCUUCUGGACGAGGGCCGGAAACUGUAUCGCUCCGCCGAUCAAGUGUCCAAAAACACUUACACUUACCUAAGAGAGCGACUGACCUCUAGCGCUGGUAAUGAUAACAGGUACACCACCUUGGCCGAACAGCUGAGACAGAGGAUUACUGAUAUCAAAAUUAAAAUUGACCGUCAACUCCGGUUACUGGACGCUCUGAAGUCGCAAGUCAAAGAUCAAGUUGUUGUAAUUCAGCGACUUGAGGUCGACAUUGACAUCAAACUACGCACAUGCAAGGGCUCUUGCGCCAGCUACAGUGAGUUCUCGGUGGACAGGGAGAGCUAUGCUGCUCUGGACAAGCAAAUGGACCAUCUCAACACUUUCCAUGUCCAGAGCGUGGAGACCGUUAGUUCUCUGGGAAUCAUGAAGAGCAGGCCGUUGAAGGACGUGGUGUUACCCUCCAUAUUUAAAAGCGGAACGGGCAAAGGCGAGCAGAAGCAGCUCCUCUUCGGAGACGUGGGUCAGAUGCAGCUUACUCUGGAGGCGGAGGGAUCCACUGCCGAAUCUGCCGCCACUGUUAGCAAGUUCCCCACAUCAGGUACGGGCUCAACUUCUUCCUCUACAUCACAUACGUCCACCUCCACCUCCACCGUCAAGCAGUGCACCAAAUCAGUGCGCAAGGUGGUGACACACACCAAAGACGGUCCCGUGGAGAAGAUUGAGGUUUCGACUAGCGGCCCCGGCUGUGAAGAUUUAGAAAAAAUGGGAAUUUCAGAUGCAGACUUUUUGACGGCAGCCAAAGAAGGGAAAGAUCUGAACCGUGAUGGAGUCAGAAUAACCGUGAGCAGUGGGAAUGAAAAGUCCACUACUUCUCUCACUCAUGGCACAGAUGGCCUAGGUGACUUCGGUGGAGGUUUCUUCACGGGUCUUGACACUGAUAAGCAAAGGUUAUCCUCAUCUUCAUCCUCAUCCUCCACGAAAAGAGUCGUGUCAGAUGGAAGCAAGAGUUAUUCAAAGACCACCCUCUCUAGUGACCCAGGUUUUGGGGAUGACCUUGGGGCGUUCAUGCGUGGCGACGUGGAAGAGGAUCUACCCGACAUCCACGCACGAAGCGUGAAAUCGCACGACGAGCGCAAGGCUGGCUUUGUUGGUGGAGAUUGCGCUGAAAUUCUGCAGAAGCAUGCGAAUGGCGGUCAGAGCGGCCUGUUCAAAAUAAAGCCGGCUGUGUCGGAGGAGAUAGUAGAGGUUUACUGUGACCAGGGCACUGGGUUGGGAGGCUGGACUCUGGUUCAGCAGAGGGAGGAUGGGUCUGUUAACUUCAAUCGCACUUGGAAGGAGUAUCGAAAUGGUUUUGGCCGGUUAGACCAGCAGGGUAAGGGCGAGAUCUGGAUCGGCAACAAAUUUCUACACCUUCUCACUCAGAAAGAGAGUCUUCUAAGGGUGGAGCUGCAGGACUGGGCCGGGAAUGAGGCCUACGCCGAGUACAGCGUUAGAGUUGGCUCGGAGGCCGAGGGCUUUCUGCUGACCGUGUCGGAUUACGUGGGGGAUACAGGUGAUGCAUUAGUGCAAGGUCAGCCUAACCUCGGAUCCUUCCUUUCACAUGCUGGCAUGAAGUUUAGCACCUUUGAUAGGGACAGCGAUAAGUGGGAGGAGAACUGUGCAGAGAUGUAUGGUGGAGGGUGGUGGUACAAUAACUGCCAGUCGGCCAACCUUAAUGGGAUUUACUAUAAAGGAGGCCAGUACGACCCUGGCACCGCAGUCCCUUAUGAGAUUGAGAAUGGUGUUGUGUGGCUGCCUUUCAAACCAGCUGAUUACUCCCUCAAAGUGGUGAGAAUGAAGAUCAGACCUGUCUAAAAAUGAAAAGAGGGGAUGGGGAAAAGGACAGAUAGCCAUUGUUUUGAAUGAUCUGCUUGUCAUAAUGUGAAGACGUCAUGUUGCCAUGUAUGCUUUCACACAACCAGCUUACCUCAUGUUUCCAAUAAAAAUGUGUUCAC